This is a messenger RNA of Gastrolobium bilobum, 1473 nucleotides long. RefSeq names its product fatty acyl-CoA reductase 3-like. The transcript has 10 exons. Gene Ontology annotation, molecular function: alcohol-forming very long-chain fatty acyl-CoA reductase (NADP+) activity. The coding region runs from base 1 to 1473 and encodes 490 amino acids. Lineage: Eukaryota; Viridiplantae; Streptophyta; Magnoliopsida; Fabales; Fabaceae. Gene Ontology annotation, cellular component: intracellular membrane-bounded organelle. Gene Ontology annotation, biological process: long-chain fatty-acyl-CoA metabolic process; suberin biosynthetic process. The record is from RefSeq and is a predicted model, not a curated record.
AUGGAGUUGGGAAGUAUACUCAACUUCCUUCAGGACAAGACCAUCUUAGUCACUGGAGCCACUGGUUUUCUUGCCAAAAUUUUGUUGGAAAAGAUAUUGAGGGUUCAACCAAAUGUUAAGAAGCUUUAUCUUCUUUUAAGAGCUGCAGAUGCCAAAUCUGCUACUCAUCGCUUGCACAAUGAGAUCAUAUGCAAGGACUUGUUUAGAUUGCUAAAGGAGAAAUUGGGCUCAAAUUUUAACUCCUUUGUCUGGGAAAAGUGUACUCUGGUGCCAGGGGACAUUUCUCGUGAAGAUUUGGGAUUGGAGGAUUCCAUUCUAAAGGAAGAAAUUUACAAUCAAACAGAUGUUAUUGUUAAUUUAGCUGCAACUACUAAUUUUGACGAAAGGUAUGAUAUAUCGUUGGGCCUAAAUACCUUUGGAGUUAAGCAUGUCAUCAACUUUGCCAAAAAAUGUACUAAACUCGAGGUUCUUGUGCAUGUAUCAACAGCUUAUGUAUGUGGUGAGGGAGAAGGACUCGUAUUAGAGAACCCAUAUCACUUGGGCGAUUCACUAAAUGGAGUGGUUGGAUUAGACAUCGAUGCAGAAGAAAAUGUGGUGCGCGACAAAUUGGCUGAGCUGCGACAGCAUGGAGCCACGGAGUACGAAAUUAAAGUAGUCAUGAAGGACUUGGGUAUUAGCAGGGCAAAGUUGUAUGGAUGGCCAAAUACAUAUGUAUUCACAAAGGCAAUGGGAGAGAUGCUUGUGGAGCAACUGAAAGGAAACAUGUCCGUUGUUAUUGUUCGUCCUACCAUUGUUACCAGUACAUUCAAAGAACCUUUCCCUGGUUGGGCUGAAGGUGUAAGGACCAUUGACAGUUUAGCUCUUGCUUAUGGGAAAGGAAAAUUAACAUGCUUCCUUGGAGAUCUCAAGGCAGCUGUUGAUGUGAUACCAGCUGACAUGGUUGUGAAUGCAAUACUAGUGACCAUGGUGGCUCAUGCAAAUCGUCCUAGUGAUAUUAUAUAUCAUGUUGGUUCCUCUGUUAGAAAACCACUCAGAUAUAUCAAUGUUCAAGACUAUGGCUUUAGAUAUUUCACUGCAAAACCAUGGAUAAACAAGGAUGGAAAACCCGUUAAGGUUGGCAAAGUUACAGUAUUGAGCAACAUGGAUAGCUUCCGGAGAUAUAUGUUCAUCCGCUACAUACUUAUGUUAAAGGGACUUGAGCUGGCCAACACAGCAUUUUGCCAGUUUUUCCAGGGAACGUAUCUUGAUCUCAAUAGGAAGAUCCAGAUUGUGAUGCGUUUGGUAGACCUUUACAAGCCUUAUUUGUUCUUCAAGGGCGUAUUUGAUGAUAUGAACUCAGAGAAGUUACGUGUGGCAGCAAGACAAGGUGGGGUGGAGACAGAUUUGUUUUACUUUGACCCCAAAGUGAUCGAUUGGGAAGAUUACUUUUUGAACACCCAUCUCCCUGGCAUUGUGAAAUACAUUUUCAAGUGA